This is a messenger RNA of Ictalurus punctatus (channel catfish), 5485 nucleotides long. It is a transcript of the gene pard3bb, whose product is annotated as par-3 family cell polarity regulator beta b. Bases 403 to 3936 code for a protein of 1177 amino acids. Gene Ontology annotation, biological process: cell adhesion; establishment of centrosome localization; microtubule cytoskeleton organization. Gene Ontology annotation, molecular function: protein binding; phosphatidylinositol binding. The transcript is spliced from 25 exons. The record is from RefSeq and is a predicted model, not a curated record. Gene Ontology annotation, cellular component: cell cortex; apical junction complex; apical plasma membrane. NCBI's taxonomy places the organism in Eukaryota, Metazoa, Chordata, Actinopteri, Siluriformes, Ictaluridae.
AAGAAAGUUCCAGCGCGGCCCAGUAAAGUUUGGCACCGCGGCGGCGGCGGAGUCUCGGGAAGAACAGCGGAAUUGCGCAAAGAGAAAAUAUUCAUGCAGAAACAAAGCCGCGAUUAAUGGGAGCCGUUUGUAAACACGUGUUUCUGCUGGUGUAAAUGGGACAGUUGGACUUUUUCCCAAAGGUCGAAUAAUAGAGGAUGAUAGUUGGUGGAUAGCCAAGCACCGCGGAUCAGAGGGGGUUUUUGUGCCGCUAUAUAAGCCGCUUUGCCUCUCCAUCUUUCCCCAACGCACCACAGCUGAGCAAGGACCCUGUGGAGUUUAAUUGAUCCUUCAUAUUCCUCUUAUUACUCCUGGUGAAAUCAGCAGAAAAAAACAGCUCGUGUCACCUUUUUGCGAUUAACGAUGAAGGUAACGGUCACUUUCGGCCGCACCGGUGUGGUGGUGCCCUGUAAGGAAGGCUGGACUGUCCGUGACCUCAUUCACCAAGCCACACAAAGAUACAAGAAACUGCUUGAACAGGAGGGAGACUUCCUAGUGCGGACGCAUCACGUCGAGUACUGCGACGGGGGAAUUCUGGAUCCUGAUGAUGUGCUUUCGGAUCUGGUGGAAGACAAGGAUAAGCUGAUCGCAGUGUACGAGGAACAAGAGGCCCGGCGAAGGGGAGCGACGAGUCCCAGGAGCAGCAGCAUUAACAUGAACACAAACGGCGGUGGUGCUCCAGGACAGCCGAGCCCUGAGCCCUACGACGCCGAACUGGUCUGUUUCCAGCCAAUCCGUGGAGGGGAGAUUGAAGUCAACUCCUCCGUGCUUAAAUCCAGCACACCUCUCAUGGUGAGGAGCAGCAGUGACUCAGCUCUGGGCCCCUCGGGAGAGAACGGACCUGCACACUGUGAGACUGAUAUGGACCAACGCUCAACAGACGUGUCUAACAGCAAAUCCUCUCCCUUCACGUUCAGCCUAACAAGGACUGUGGAGAUUUCAGGAGAACACGGGCCUCUUGGGAUACACGUGGUGCCUUACUGCUCCUCUCUCAGUGGAAGGGCUCUGGGUCUGCACAUCAGGAGCGUGGAGGAGAACAGCCGGUCCAGAAGAGAAGGCAUCUUCCAGGAUGAUGACUGCAUCGUCAAGAUCAACGACACCGAACUGAUGGACAAGUCCUUUUCGCAGUCACAGGAAGUGUUCCGGCAGGCCAUGCGCUUGCCUGCUGUGCGUUUAGAGGUUCUCCCCAUGGCCAAUAAAGAGCGCUUUGAGAAGAGUCUCAUCGGCCACCUUUUCAGCACCGACGACCAUGACGGUACUCCUCGGCCCAAAGAGCCGCCUCCUCUGAAGGUGAAGCCCAUGGUGAGACCUGCAGAGCCCUCCUCCGGCAGACAAGCCGGACCUCAGGAGAGCUGCAGCGUGAACACGGAGAGCCGUUCUCUCGGUUCCCCUCUUCCCAUCAGCCUUUACCCAAGGGGCAAGAGCGGCAGCCCGCUGCUCAAAAAGAGCCACACCAUCUCACCUUUGGUUGGGUUCACCGCCAAGAAGGGAGGCAAGAGGCUCAAAAUCGAUCUGAAGAAGGGUCCGGAGGGUUUGGGCUUUACUGUAGUAACCAGAGACUCGUCAGUGCACGGGCCUGGUCCCAUCCUCGUCAAGAACAUCCUCCCUAGAGGAGCCGCUGUUAAGGAUGGCCGCCUGCAGUCCGGAGACAGAAUCUUAGAGGUGAACGGUGUGGACAUCUCAGGUCGGACACAGGAGGAGCUGGUGGCCAUGCUGCGCAGCACGAAGCAGGGAGACAGUGUGAGUCUGGUGGUGGCGAGGCAAGAGGAGUUGUUCCUGCCUCGAGAGCUGAAAGAGGAACCGAUACGUGCCGCUCUGCCUGAGGAAGGGAAGGAGCAGCUGAUGUUCGAGGUGCCUCUGAACGACUCGGGCUCUGCUGGCCUGGGUGUCAGCCUUAAAGGCAACAAAUCUCGUGAGACCAGUGAAGACCUGGGCAUCUUCAUCAAGUCCAUCAUCCAUGGAGGAGCUGCCUAUAAGGAUGGUCGUCUGCGUGUCAACGACCAGCUGCUUGCCGUGAACGGGGAGUCACUCUUGGGAAAGUCCAACCAUGAGGCCAUGGAGACGCUGCGCAGGUCCAUGUCCAUGGAAGGGAACCUCAGAGGGAUGAUCCAGCUUGUUGUUCUCCGAGUUCUUCCGUCCUCCAACCAGGAGUACACGGACUCACGGAGAAUCCUCAAUCGAUCCUUUGAUAGCUGUGUGGGCCAGAGUGCAUUCCUCAGCCAAUCAGAGAGCCCUGUGCAGCCCCAUAUGGUGAUGAACAACGUCUUUGAGCGAUCUGUGGUUUCAAAUGAGGGUUAUGGUGAAGAGAUAGCAUUCAGUCCUUACAGGCAGAAUGGAGACCUGAAUGGAGGCUUGAACCAUCAGCCCCAUCAGAGUUUGGAGUGGGAAUCAGGCCCUUGCUCAGCUGAAAGCUCUCUGACCUCUCAAGCUCCUCGGGGUAUGAUGGAGCAUCAUCACAUCAAAUCUUCCAAAAGCAUGGACCUGGUUGCAGAUGAAAGCAAAGUGGGAUGCCUGGUGGGGCAAAAGUCAGCUUUCUCUGGUGUGGAGCUGGGUCCUACUCUGGGCCUGAAGAAGUCCAGUUCUCUAGAGAGUCUGCAGACGGCCGUGUCCGAGGCUCAGAAGAACGACCUGCUGCUCUUCCACAGGCCUCGGGCUCACAUGGUGAGGGGUCGUGGCUGCAACGAGAGUUUCCGUGCUGCAAUAGACAAAUCAUACGAUGGGCCGGCUGAGGAGGACGAUGAUGAGGGCUCGGAGGCAAGCUCAGGACGGGACACCCCAGCUAGCAGCUCCUCACGCCAGGGGCUGGGAGACAACGAUGAGAACAAGAAGGACAAGAAGAAGAAAGCCAAAGGAAAAAAGAAAGACAAGUUGAAGAGCAAAGGGAAGGACAAGGACAAAAAGAAAGCGGAGGAGGCCACCGAAGAUCCAGAUAAGAAGACAAAGAAGAAGGGGUUUGGACUUCUGAGGUUUGGAAAGAAGAAGGAAGAGAAGAGUAAAGGUGAGAACAAGGCGAUCACACUGAAGCAUGCAUCAGAACUGUUGAGCGAGGAAGAGUUGCAGAGGAUGAAAGGAGAGAGAGAGAGGAUUGAAGCGAAGCAUCAGGAGCUGAGAGAUCGACAGGCUCGCGAUCGUUUCGUUUCUCCGGAGGUAGAGGAUGACGACGUGGACCCCAACUAUGCCCGGAUCAACACGUUCAGAGGACGCCCGUCUCAGUCUCCAUACGGGACCCGCAGCACGUCGCCUCAGAGAGCCACACACCCCACCAAUCAUAGCCGAGAGCCUUCAACUGAAGAUCCGCUCGAUGGCCUCUACGCCAAGAUCAACAAACCGAGGGGCCCAACCCCACACGGAGCUGACAGCAGUAUGGACCGUAUCCAGCAGCUGCGCAGAGAGUAUCAGCAGGCACGGAGAGACGGAGCUGCUCCAGCCUACGAAGAGUUAGAGGCUCGACGCCAAGUCUCCGAGUACGACCCACACCGGAUUUCUGUCAGGAGUCCUGACCCCAGGCUGGUUCCCCGCUAUGAGGAUGUGGAGCGCCAGUAUGCCUCCCUGCCCAGAAGGGGUCCAGUGGAUCCUACUGAGUACCCAGGACAGGCUUGGCCUGGGCACAGAGACCCUGCCCACUAUACCACCCCACAGCCAGGCUACCACCCCAACUACCCCCAUCGCCCUCUGGACCCUCGGCACAACGACCCAGGCUUUUACCACCCCCACCCUCCACAGAGAGGCCCCCUGCGCCAGGACGUGCCCCCCUCACCCCCUUUGCCCCUCCGAGGUGCUCGGUACGACACCAUGAACCGUGGAGGCUUUCGACACACUAGUCCAGAGCGCUUCGCCUACACAGAUGGACGCCAUCCCGAUCCGAGACAGAAGAACGCCAUGACUGCAGCCGUUUAAGCACAGCAUUGUAUACUCUGCCUGGUACGCAACAUGUAAAGAACCACACAGCAGCACUGUGUUCAUUAUCUUUUCAGUGUUGUUUCUGUGCUUGACCUGUAGAUCACUCUGCCUUAUCCUGAGCGACUUGCUGCCCAAGGCCACCUCUUAAAAAAUACCGAUAAUACAUUCCUGUCUUCCUGCCAAGUGAGCAUUAAUGGAGCUACAUUCAAGAGCUUCUCUUUUUCUCCAAAUCUGACUCGCCCACAAAGGGAGGGCGGAUGUGUACGAGCAUACAUGCUGCAGCUUCCAAGUGGAGCGAGAUUUCCAUGGUACUAUGCCUAAGUGAGCCGAGGCUUACAUGGUUCUCCACGUGACAGAAAUUUAAUCCCAUUCCUCUUUGGUAUUCAUCGACUCAGUCUAAAGUGUGUGCUAUGGACUUCUUUCCAAUGCACAGUGUGCUAUAUGUUAGUGCUAUUAUAUUUGUGUUAACCCCUUAAAGUCCCAAAUGAUUAUUUCUUUCUUAAUCUUAAAGCAUAUUAUUCAGUAACUAAAAUGAAACUAAUAUCGAAGGCAUAUGGAUAUAAGGGUGAGGAAUGUAAGUCUGGACCCACAGGAUUUUAAGGGGUUAAAGAACACUAUAUAGUAUACACCAGUGGUCACCAACCCUGUUCCUGGAGAUCUACCUUCCUGAAGACUUUAGCUCCAACCGUAAUCGUGCCCACCUGACCAUCUAAUCGUUGCCUUAAGAAGUUCUUGAUCAACUAAAGCAGGUGUGUUAGAUUUUGAUUGGAGAUGAAACCUGCGAGAAGGUUUCUGAAGGAAAGCUCCAGGAACAGCGUUGGUGACCACUGCUGUACACUUCAGUGCACACUAUAGUCCUGUCGUUUUGGAUGAGUCUCUGUGGACCUUCAGCUUUACACUUUAAAUCAUUAUCUUUCUGCAUAUUGCCAUAUUACACAGCCACUCUGCAACAUUUACAUUAGGACCUUUAUUACUAUCCAUAACCACGUUGUUCAUAUGCGCUGUUAAAGGAAACACCUACGAAUAACAUCAUGUAGAACCACUGACACCGAAAAGAUCCCUUCUUGUAUCUUAAAAGGCUUUUUAAUGCCAUUUUUACAAGUCAAGGUACUCUCUUCUAUCUAUUCUGACUGUUGAUGAGUCUGUCUGCUUGAGUGAAGUCUUAUUUUAUAAAAAAAAAAAAAAAAAAAAAUUGGAAGAUUAAGAAAGUGGAUGUGUUUGUCGAGAGGAAAGAAGGAUUCACCACAUCAGAAGGAUGAGAGGACGAUGGAGUUGUUUCUCCACACACUUCUCUCAGCAACUUUUCCGUUAUCGUUUUCCAUCAUCAUCGUAUUCGCACCUAAAUCCUUCACAAGUGUGGUCGCUUCAUACUCGUAAUGGUUGCACACUCUGAAUGUAUAAAUGGCACGGUGGACAUUUAGAGAGCAGAUAAUGGGACAAAUUGAAUUCUAAUCGCUUCAAUGUACACCCAUCACAUACUGUACGUUUCAAAUAUAUUUCCAUAGCUUGGUAUUAAUGUGUCUGUAAUAAACAAACCGAAUGUUAA